Molecule: messenger RNA, 1279 nt
Organism: Photinus pyralis (common eastern firefly)
Lineage: Eukaryota; Metazoa; Arthropoda; Insecta; Coleoptera; Lampyridae
Exons: 3
Coding region: 309-1022 (237 amino acids)
Source: RefSeq, a predicted model, not a curated record
GGCUCCUUUUAAUUUAGCGAUUACAUAUCAGCUCUGAUAAGGAUUUAUAAGUUACUUAAAACAGGUGCUUCGCUAUUUUUCGAGAUUAAUCUACUCGCGAACAGUGCUAAAUUGCGAGGUCGCGGGUGCGCUUACUAUUUUUUCUUGUUGGACGCAUAUAUAUUACAAAUUUUAUUAACUUGUUUUAAUAAACGAAAUGUGACGUAACCUGGCAUCAUAGGUGUAAUUGUAUAGUUAAACCCAAUUAUAUACGGUUUCUUUGUUGAUUAAAUUAGUUCCAAUAAAAAAACAGUCGAAAUACGGUGGAAAUGUUUGUGGAAAUGUGGAAACUCCUUUUAUUUUUAUCGUUAUGGACCAAAGAUGUUUUUUGUUUAGAGUUUAAUUUUGUUGAUCAAAAAGUGCUAAAAUCGGAUGCCAAGGAAGAUAUACUAAUACCAGAAUCAGUGGGACUAGAUCCUACUGGAGAUCUAGUCGAAGUGAAAGGGAUCUACUACAGUAAUGGUGUCAAACCAAGGAUAUUCGUGGAGUACCCUCGACAAGAUGAACUUCUCACUACGUCCAAUGAUAUAGGUAGCCCAGAGGAUGUCAAUUCCAAUGAAAAUGAGGAUGGCAAUUUUCAACCGUGGUCAAUCUUGUGGUACGUAGGAUCGUUCGGCGGUUUAAUAUUCUUCUUCCUAAUCGUAUCGUGUUCGGAAUGGUGCUGCAGAACGCGGUUGAGGAACAGAAAUAUGCAAAGGGGGGCCGCUUCGCCUACUCACAGCGAGUUACCGCCCCCAGCAUACGACUUGUUUGCACCGCCGUCUUACGACAGUUUGUGUAAACCUAGCGGUGCGGAAAAGCGAGAAUAUGAUGUAUACGUCGUUCCUGUCGACACCUUAGAGGCGCUAAGAACAAGCCACCUGGAGGAAAGUGGCGGUGACGAUUCACCUCCAAGUUACAGCAACCAGAUGCGUCAAGAGAUGGUACCUCGCCCGCCCACUGAAGAGGAUAAAUCUGAAACGUCAAAUUCGGCACAAACGUGACUAAGUCUGAGGAAAGGGUGGUACCUAUUGUUCAGUGGACAUCGUGACGAUACUGCUGAAAAGAUGAUUUGGAUCUGUGUGUGCUGGUCGAAGAAAGUGAAAAGACGUUAUUGUAAUAAACAGUAUUUAUCGAAACAAUCUGCUGUGAUUUUAGUUUUAAGUUUAUUUAAUGCCAUAUGCAGCUAAUUUGUUAUAAUGUAUUAUUUAUUACCAUACAUUUUACGAAUACUGUGAUAUAAUAAUAUGUUAAUUCGUUA